GCCCACGCGUCCGGCCCCGCCCCAGGGGCGGUGCUGCCCAGACCCCGCCGCCUGAGAGAGAGCACAGCCUGGUGGGCUCUGGGGUCGACGGCCUAGGGGCCGGGGAAGUUUGCGCCGCCGCGACCAGUGCUGCGAUCCCGAGCCGGGCUCCAGCCCCGAGGACCAGGGGUAGGGCGGGCCGGCCUACGGAACCCCGCGGACCAGCAGCCGUCGUCUCGCGUCCUCCUGCUUGGAAAAGUGUUUAAGUUUCUAAAAUGUCAUCUAUCAAGCACCUGGUUUAUGCAGUUAUUCGUUUCUUACGGGAACAAAGUCAGAUGGACACUUAUACCUCGGAUGAACAAGAAAGUUUGGAAGUUGCAAUUCAGUGCUUGGAGACAGUUUUUAAGAUCAGCCCAGAAGAUACACACCUAGCAGUUUCACAGCCUUUGACAGAAAUGUUUACCAAUUCCUUCUGUAAGAAUGACGUUCUGCCCCUUUCAAACUCAGUGCCUGAAGAUGUGGGAAAAGCUGACCAAUUAAAAGAUGAAGGCAAUAACCACAUGAAAGAAGAAAAUUAUGCUGCUGCAGUGGAUUGUUACACACAGGCAAUAGAAUUGGAUCCCAAUAAUGCAGUUUACUAUUGCAACAGGGCUGCUGCUCAGAGCAAAUUAGGUCAUUAUACAGAUGCGAUAAAGGAUUGUGAAAAAGCAAUAGCAAUUGAUUCAAAGUACAGCAAGGCCUAUGGGAGAAUGGGGCUGGCCCUCACUGCCUUGAAUAAAUUUGAAGAAGCAGUUACAAGUUAUCAAAAGGCAUUAGAUCUUGACCCUGAAAAUGAUUCCUAUAAGUCAAAUCUGAAAAUAGCAGAACAGAAGUUAAGAGAGGUAUCCAGUCCUACAGGAACUGGACUGAGCUUUGACAUGGCUAGCUUGAUAAAUAAUCCAGCCUUCAUUAGUAUGGCGGCAAGUUUAAUGCAGAACCCUCAAGUUCAACAGCUAAUGUCAGGAAUGAUGACAAAUGCCAUUGGGGGACCUGCUGCUGGAGUUGGGGGCCUAACUGACCUGUCAAGCCUCAUCCAAGCGGGACAGCAGUUUGCUCAGCAGAUACAGCAACAAAAUCCUGAACUUAUAGAGCAACUGAGAAAUCACAUCCGGAGCAGAUCAUUCAGCAGCAGCGCUGAAGAGCAUUCCUGAUUUAACCAGGGGCUCAAGCCCAAGAUACAAAUGGUUUAUGGCUAUGAAUGAAGUAUUUGUUGUAGAUAGUACCCCCUCCCUCCUUCAAAAAACCAAACACCAUAUCUGAUGUGUGAAAAUAAUGGAGGAAAACCUCUUGUGUAUAUUCUUAAAGAAUAAAUCUGUUUAGACAAUAGGUUUAUCACAAACAAACUCAAAACGUAACGACUCCUUUUGAAAUGAUCACUAGCCAUGUUAAGUGCCAAUAUAGCACUGGGAUAAGGUUCCAUUUUCAAACUUCUAUCAUAUUUGUAUAUUAGACUUAAUAGCAAAGUAUAUUUAUUGAACUCUAGUAGGGCUAUUUGUUGGUAAGCUCUUUAGCUCCAAUUUCCCUUAAGCAAAGUUUUUUGAGAAGGGAAAUGACCCAAAGGAAAGGUUUCCUGUGCUGGUUGAGAAGAAGUGUACUUGCCACUGAGCAGUAUGUCAGGAAAGAAGGAAUAUUAUCUAGGUUUAGCUUUGAUAAGUGCUAUCAGUAAUGAAUAUAUAACAUGGGAACCAAUAUUAUCUUUAAUGUUGCUUGUUCUGGUGAACAGAGAAUCUUAAGAGCUGUUAGAAAGUAACACUUGAUGCAAGGGAUGUUUUGAAAAGAAAAAAUUGGUAAUGUGAAUGUAUAGAAAGUAAAGGUAGGAUGCUCAGGUUUUCUGCAUAGUUCUUAACUAAUCUUGUCUGCAGUUUGGUAUUGAUAACAUUAGCAUGGCCACUUAUGCUAAAUACACAAUAAGAUACAUUUAGAAAUCCUUAAUGUACUGGUUAGGUCAGUGGUAUAACUGUUUGACUUAAUUAUCACAAUUUCCCCAAGUGGUAACCUUACCUUGGAAACUAUCAAAUAUAAAUAUAUUUUAACUAAGCCAGUGACCUGGUCCUAAGUUAAGGAUUUUCUAAAUGAUAUUUAAUUGUGUGCCCAUAAACACUGAUUUUUUUUUAAAAGAGAACUUAGUAAUUAUUUGAUGGAUAACAAAAAGCAUCUGUCACUAACAUUGCUUGUUCAUGUAAUCUUCUGUGAUAAUUUGGCUUGGCAUGCCAGUCUUAUAAUUAACAUAAUUUAAAUUUGAUGCAGUUUAAAUAUAACAGGAGACUUAAAAUAUUUUAUUAUAAAUUAGAUGCCAUAUUAGUGGAGAAAAGGGGCAUUAGGUAUUAAUUGCAUGGGUCUAACUACAUUGAUGAUAGUUUAAUUCCAACUAGAGUAUAUUUUUUGUUUAUUAAUCAUGAAAUUGGUGCUGACAUGUAAUGACUUCACAAGUUUUACGAGGGAAAACUGAAAAAGGAAGUAAUAUAAAUUUUGUGGGGUUUUUUUGAGAUGGAGUCUUACUCUUUUGCCAGGCUGGAGUGCAGUGUUGCAAUCUCAGCUCACUGCAACCUCCACCUCCUGGAUUCAAGCGAUUCUUGAGCCUCAACCUCCCAAGUAGCUGGGAUUACAGGCGCCCACCACCAUGCCCAGCUAAUUUUUGUAUUUUUAGUAGAGACAGGGUUUCACUAUGUUGGCCAGGAUUGUCUCAAUCUCUUGACCUCGUGAUCUGCCUGCCUUGGCCUCCCAAAUGCUGGGAUUACAGGCGUGAGCCACCGUGCCUGGCCGCUAAUUUUUGUUUUUAAUGGAGACAGAGUUCCACCAUAUUGGCCAGGCUGGUCUCGAACUCCUGACCUCAAGUGAUCUGCCCAUCUUGGCCCCUCAAAGUGCUGGGAUUAGAGGUGUCAGCCACUGUGCCUGGCCAGGAAGUAAUAUACAAUUGAGUAAUAAUGCAGAUGAUUAGGCCUUAUAGAACCCUUAUCAAAAGACUAAUUGGCCAGGCUCUGUGGUUAUGCCUGUAAUCCCAGCACUUUGGGAGGCCAAGGCAGGGGGGAUCACCUGAGAUCAGGAGUUUGAAACCAGCCUGGCCAACAUGGUGAAACCCACCUUUACUGAAAAUACAAAAAUUAGCCUGGCUUGGUGGCGGGCACCUGUAGUCCCAGCUACUCGGGAGGCUGAAGCAUGAGAAUUGCUCGAACCUGAGAGGCGGAGGUUGCAGUGAGCCAAGAUUGCGCCACUGCACUCCAGCCUGGGUGACAGAGCAAGACUCCAUCUCAAAAAAAAAAAAAAAAAAAAGAAAGAAAGAAAGAAAAAGAGACUAAUUAUUUUGUAUCUUGAAGUUUAAAGUCCAACUUUUCUCUUUCUCCUUUGUGACGUUAGAACAGUAGUUCUAUAACUUCAUUGUAAGAAUCACCUGGAGAAUUCAUUAAAGAUGCAGAUUCAGGGCCACAUGUUCAAUUCUGAUAUAGUAGGUCCUGUAAUAAGGCCUAGGAAUGACCAUUUUAAACAGUACACUAGGUGGUUUUGAUACAGAUCCAAGGACUCUAAUUUAGAGGAACACUAGGUUAGAGGUUUCUCAGUUAGACCUGCAAACACCUAAGCACCUGGGCUAAAGCUACAAUGAAGAUAUAUAGUUCUGCAGAAUUUAAAAAGAGCACAAUUUAAGUCUUCGGCCCUCAGAAGUUAAAUUCGUAUUCCAUCUAAGCCAACUUUGAUUUUCAUUAAGUUAGAAUGAACUCCUAGUAUUCCAGUAUUACACAGAACGAAGUACUACUGCUAACACAUAGAAGUCAUUACUGUGAUAUAAAAAGCAAAAUAGAUCCUUAAUUAAAAAUUAGUCACUCAUAUUCAGUGUUGAAUGAGAAGUUAAAGUUUCUAGCAUAACUAUCUUGAGUGCAUUAAAAAUGCUUUUAGAGCAGUAAGAUAAGCUUCUAGCUGACUGCCUAGAAAAACAGAAGAUACAAAUUCACAGUGUCAGAAAUGAAAGAGGGGAUACACUACAGACACUAUAGGUAUUAAAAGGCUAACUAGAAAACACCAGGACCAACUCAAGGAUUGUAUAUUUAACAACUUAGAUGAAACAGAUUCCCUAUAGGAUACAAACUAGAAAGCUUACUGUAGAAAGAGAUAACCUAAACAGACCCAUAUUUAUUAAGGAAAUUGAGUUUGUGGUUAAGUUAAAAACCUUCCAGUAAAGAAAACUACAGGCCCAGAUAACUUCAAUGAUGAAUUUUACCAAACACUUAAGGGAGAAAUAAUAUCAAUUCUAAACAAUCUCUUCCAGGAAACAGAAGAGGAGGAAGUACUUCCCAACUCAUUUUAUUUGACCAGUACUACCCAGACAAAGAUACUAUAAGAAAAAAAACUUUAAAACAAUGUCUUCAUAUGCUAACAUCUGUAGUUAACUUAGCCAUUCUUUUUACAUGAAAUAAUGGGAAUUGGUAUAUUUCUUCCAUUUCAUUUUUCUAUUUCUUUGCUAAUAUACCACCUGUAACAAAUUCAAUCUAGAUGCUAUCUAUCUGUCCACUUACCUACAUUUCCAUUCUAUUCAAGCCACUUUUGCUCUUCAAGUAACUUGAUCACUUUGGAAUCAUAGCAUUGCAAGCUAUUUCAAAAAAAUGUUGCGUGGUUGGGUUGUGCUAGCUACUUUUAAAUUUAUAAAAAAAUGCCCCAUAUAUUUUCUUGCUUGUCUGGGAAAUAUAGUUGCUAUCUAACUAGAAAAAUAAGAGGGCAUUAUUAAAGUAACUCUUUAAGCAUCUUACUAAAUGUUUGACUUCCAUUAACCAUAUUUCUUGUAGUAGCUGUAGCUAUUAUGAUACUGUGUAAAACAGAACAGGUUCUAUAUAUGCAAAUGACAUUUUCAUUUAAUGUACCAAAUUGUGUAUCUAACUUUUAUAAUACAGGUUAAACAGAUCCUUUCUAAGAUGGCAUUAUUUAAUCUUUACUUAAAACUAUGAAAAAUAUGUGUCUAAGUUAUUGUUUAUAAACAGAAGAAAGAGACUAUAAUUAAAAUAUAGAGCAGAUUCCAAGUGACCAUCAUGUUACUUUUAAGAUUUAAAACAGAAUGAAACAGAAGAUUCAAUCAUAAGAAGAUGCUUGAAAAACAAUCCAAGUGUCCAAUGCAGUGGCUAUAAAAUAUUAUUUCAUCAUUUAAUCAACCUUAGUCAUUUUGAAACAAAGACAGACUUCAAUUUUACACUGCUUGCACUUUAUUUUGUACAGACAGACAUUUCAUUAAUUAUUGCUCAAUUUUGAGGUGCAAACCUUCUGAAUAUAGCUUUCAUUUUGGACCAAACAAUUUGUUAUGGCAAUAAAUAAUGAUGCAUUGAAAAACCAA
Messenger RNA from Symphalangus syndactylus (siamang), 5329 nucleotides. RefSeq names its product small glutamine rich tetratricopeptide repeat co-chaperone beta (gene SGTB). Gene Ontology annotation, biological process: post-translational protein targeting to endoplasmic reticulum membrane. The record is from RefSeq and is a predicted model, not a curated record. Gene Ontology annotation, molecular function: molecular adaptor activity; protein binding. NCBI's taxonomy places the organism in Eukaryota, Metazoa, Chordata, Mammalia, Primates, Hylobatidae. Gene Ontology annotation, cellular component: TRC complex; membrane.